AUGUUUAAGAGUGAAUUGCUGCUCGUUAUUUUGUGUGUUGUCGUCGGAGAAAUCGCUUCGAACGAACAUGAACUGAUUUACAAUGAAGAUUUUGUUUACUAUGAUGAAUGUCGUGUUACAGUUUCACCAAGAAAUUAUCUUCAUCCCGUACGCGCCUACACUCAAGUACAAAAGCCAUGCAAUGGAACGUUACUUUGGACGUAUCCGAAUUUACAAUUAACAUUGACCGUUGUGAAUCUCGAAAACGAUUCAUUUACGAUUUGCUUCGAGAAGAAGUCUCUUGAUGAUAAACUAGUUCGCUCAAUUCAAGGUUUCGACGCACAUACCAAUCAAACACAUCCUAUGCGCGAAUUGCAGGUGAACUCAGGGCUAUUGCUUUGUUCAAAUAGUCAAGGAAAUCGUGUCUCAGUUGUGAUUGAAGCACAACCGCUGUAUGCUGGAGUACAUCUACGUUACGCGAUGUUUAAUGAACGUCAUCCAUGGACAGCAGGUCCUUUUCCUGGUUGGGAACGAUCGGAAAAAUAUUUAUAUGGACCAUUAGAACAGGUGCCAAUCAAACAGAAGAAAGUGCGACGUAAUCGAAAAAAACUUCAUUAA
Messenger RNA from Adineta ricciae, 597 nucleotides. The record is from the annotation of a GenBank genome assembly. NCBI's taxonomy places the organism in Eukaryota, Metazoa, Rotifera, Eurotatoria, Adinetida, Adinetidae.